GAUAUCUAUGAAGGUCAAUUUAUUAUUAUUUACCAGUUUUUUUAAAGGUACAAACCGGCGUCUGAACACAAUUUCAGAAUUUACAUCCCACUCACUUACUAAUCAAAACAAAUUUAGAGGUUACUUAUUAUACAUAUUAUUAAUUGUUCACUGGUUUAUACUGCAAUACUUGAAGAAAAUGUGGAAAACUUUAGUUUUUGAAGGGAACUAUUACUUGUUUAAAGUUAUAUCAGCAAAUGAAGAGGUUACUAUUUAUAUAUCAGACUUACAGAGUAUUUGGAGAAAGCAAACAAGCAAUGAACAUCUACAGCAAAUAUUUAAGCAAACAAACACAUUAUUAGAUCAUGAAGCACCUUCUGUCCACAAUAUUUAUUUAUUGAUGUUAAAUGAGAAGAACCUUGAAAAUCUAACAUUUGAUGCUGAUAGCAAUGAAUGUAGCUUAAAAUUCAAGUAUUUUAUUGAUGAAUUGCCUGUGAAAUUAAACAUUAAACUCCAGAAACAAGCAGGCACUGAUUACCUAAAUCAAAUUACCAUUCCCUUAGUUCAAACUGUACAAUAUUUGGAAUUUAAACAGAAGAAGCUGGAAACAUUACUAUGCCAAAAGGAUAAAGAACUGUCAGAGUAUAAGUUUGAAUAUGGCAAAAUUUCUAGAAAAAUUUUAAACACCGAAAAGUAUGAAGCUGAUAGAGAAAUGAAAACAAAUUUGGUACUAAAAGUGUUUUCAGAGGACAACGAUUUUAAUAGAUUGUUUGCUGAGAAACAUGGAGAUAUACAACAAUUAUUUCCAGAAAUUAAGGAAGAGAAGAAACCAGAGAAAAGAAAGCUGGAAUUGGCACCAAAUGUAAUGCAUUAUAAGUUGCAUUUGACAGUUGCUUGAACUCAAAAGGUCAAUAUUUUCUUGAAGGAAGUUGAUUGGUAUUUGUGGUAUUUCUAAUAAAAUAUUACAUCAAA
Dalotia coriaria is the source of this 951-nucleotide messenger RNA. RefSeq lists its product as uncharacterized. Lineage: Eukaryota; Metazoa; Arthropoda; Insecta; Coleoptera; Staphylinidae. Bases 8 to 877 code for a protein of 289 amino acids. Gene Ontology annotation, biological process: double-strand break repair via nonhomologous end joining. The transcript is spliced from 5 exons. Gene Ontology annotation, cellular component: DNA ligase IV complex; nucleus. The record is from RefSeq and is a predicted model, not a curated record. Gene Ontology annotation, molecular function: DNA end binding.